UGUUUUUUCAAUACCAGCCGAGCUCCUCGCUUUGUAGCAGGCUGGCUGGCGUUUCUUGCCUCCUGUCUACCAUCAGUCUAAGAACCGCGCUCCACAUAUCAUGUAUACCCACAGAAAAUACUCGUAAACCGGCUCCAGGAGACGGCAAGACUGCCUGGACACCGACACCGGAUUCGGUGGAGGUUUUGUGAUCGACUAACCCGAGCCGCUUGUGCCGUGUCCGCAGCAUUAGGGCUCAUGGAGCUGGAGACCAGACACCUGCUGUGCACCAGGGAGCUCGAUCCAUGCCCGGUUCCCAGUAAACAAACAUAAAGGGUGGGAACCUUACUGGCCCUCUACUUCCUUUACCCCCAUACCCAAAAAUCGCCCCUGUGGUUAUCUUGUCCUCUCCCUUCUGUGGCCCCAGCAUGAUUGGCAAGCUGAAACAGAACUUGCUGGUGGCCUGUCUGGUCAUCAGCUCGGUCACAGUUUUCUACUUAGGCCGCCAUGCAAUGGAGUGUCACCAUCGCAUCGAGGAGUACAGCCAGCCAGGAGGAAUCCUGCCUUUGUCUGGGCUGGGAGGCAGCAUGCGGACCACCUUACGGACAGGCCAGAACCUCAGCAUGCCGUUCAUUUACAGCAAAGACAUGCCGCUCAUUUUCAUCGGUGGCGUACCCCGUAGCGGGACCACACUAAUGCGAGCUAUGCUGGACGCCCACCCCGAGGUCCGCUGUGGUGAGGAAACUCGCGUCAUCCCACGCAUCCUGGCCAUGAAACAGAUGUGGAGCCGCUCGGGUCGGGAGAAGAUGCGCCUGGACGAGGCUGGCGUGACUGACGAGGUGCUGGACGCCGCCAUGCAGGCCUUCCUGCUGGAAAUAAUCGUCAAGCACGGUGAGCCCGCCAACUUUCUGUGCAACAAGGACCCAUUUGCACUGAAAUCUCUUUCCUACCUGGCCAAAAUAUUUCCCCGUGCCAAGUUUGUGCUCAUGAUUAGAGACGGUCGGGCUUCGGUCCAUUCCAUGAUCUCGCGAAAGGUGACCAUUGCUGGGUUUGACUUGGGGAGCUACAGGGACUGCCUGACCAAGUGGAACCGGGCCAUAGAGACGAUGUACACUCAGUGCCUGGACGCUGAAGACAAAUGCCUGCCUGUGCACUAUGAACAAUUGGUGCUGCAUCCUGAAAAAUGGAUGAGGACACUGCUGAAGUUCCUUGAUAUUCCCUGGAAUGAUGCCGUUCUCCACCACGAGGAGCUCAUAGGGAAAGCUGGAGGAGUGUCCCUCUCCAAGGUGGAGAGGUCCACAGACCAGGUCAUCAAGCCAGUUAAUGUGGAGGCCUUGUCCAAGUGGGUGGGAAAGAUCCCAGCUGAUGUGGUGAGGGACAUGGCCGUCAUCGCCCCUAUGCUGUCCAGGCUAGGCUAUGACCCACAUGCCAAUCCCCCAAACUAUGGCCAACCUGACCCCAAAGUGCUGGACAACACUAGAAGGGUCUAUAAAGGUGAAUUUCAGCUCCCAGAUUUCCUAAAAGAACAGCCACAGAUCCAGAAGGCUGCAGAGAGACCCAAUCCCAGUUAGGAGCAGAGGCAGCGUGGGCACCAAAACACACAGGACUCGCUGCAAAGGAACAGCGCAUCGCCGAUAUCGUCUCAGUCAUGUCACAGCCCUGUUCAGCUUUGGCACAUCUCAAGUGUCACAUGACCACAGCUGGGACACGCCCCCCCAAUAUAUAAAUAUACACACACACACACAGGUGGGCUGCGACCACUCCUUGUCAUCAGAAGUCUCGGCCUUCAGCAUUGUACUGUACAAAAACAUGGAUGUCAGCGCCACUGAAUGUCUGCUGGUCGUCGUCUCAUGUCGCGUCAUGCUCAUCAGCUUGUAGAAAUCAUUUCUGGCCUUUUAGAGGAAAAGUAUUUAUGAAUGGGGAAAAUUAGCUUUUGGAAGAUGCAAUACCUAUUUUGAUGAUGAUUUCCUUUUUUUAUUGUUUUUCAUGCCGUUGUAUUGUGCAAUGUCAUGGGUACUGAUCAGUUUGACGUAUCAACCGUGAUAAAAGAUGCUUUUUUUUAAACAAA
Maylandia zebra (zebra mbuna) is the source of this 2047-nucleotide messenger RNA. It is a transcript of the gene tpst1, whose product is annotated as tyrosylprotein sulfotransferase 1. Gene Ontology annotation, molecular function: protein-tyrosine sulfotransferase activity. Gene Ontology annotation, cellular component: Golgi apparatus. NCBI's taxonomy places the organism in Eukaryota, Metazoa, Chordata, Actinopteri, Cichliformes, Cichlidae. Gene Ontology annotation, biological process: peptidyl-tyrosine sulfation. The record is from RefSeq and is a predicted model, not a curated record.